GAUUGAGAAAAGACAUGUGCAGUAUCGCUGGAACUGUGGCACCGGUGUGGGAAUUGUCAGAGUAAGCCAUCAGACUGUCAAUGACGGCAAAUGGCAUUCGCUGAAAAUUUCAAGAAGAAGCAGACAUGUAAAACUAGUGCUUGAUGAGAUGUACGAAGCUGAGGGCGACAGUCCUGCGGGCAGUGAUGUUAUUAACCUUUAUCGAGACUCCAUGAGGCUUACUUUUGGUGCAGUGGUAUCACAGGCAGUGGGAGACGACAAUUUUGUAUCAGCAAAUGAUCUUAAACCAAACGUAACCAAAGGGAUGAUCGGCUGCUUUGGGUAA
Molecule: messenger RNA, 325 nt
Organism: Gongylonema pulchrum
Lineage: Eukaryota; Metazoa; Nematoda; Chromadorea; Rhabditida; Gongylonematidae
Source: the annotation of a GenBank genome assembly